GUCCAUUUUCAUUUUCCCCAGUCGAAUUUAACAAUUUUUCUAUUUGUUGCAAUUCUGCAAAAAAUCCAAAAAAAUAGAAAACACAAAUCAAUAUCAUGAAAUAAUAAAAAUUCGAAGUUAAUAAAUAAAUUGCGGCACGUCGAUUUUAAGUACGAAUGCGUGUUUAGCUGCAAUUAUUCGUACAAGCAAAGGGGCGGGAGUAUUCUCCAAUAUAAAGUUUUCCAUCUGCCUUGUAAAAACGAUAAUACAGAGGCUAAAUUGAUAAGUACGAUUAAUCAACAUUCAUCCUGCUUAUUGUYAUUUUCCAAUUGGAUUGUAAAAGGGACAUUCAGGAAGUGUGCAGUGUGCCGUGUCGUCAAUUGUGGUUUUGUCAAGCGAUCGGUUACCAAACGCAGGCAGCUUUUGAUAGCUCUCAAGGUACUGCUUUGCCGACUAAAGAAAUGUGCGAUUCAGAUGACAGCAAAGUACAAAAGUGGACAUGCGAUUAUUGCACCUAUGAAAACUUUCCCUCGUCGCUUAAAUGCACAAUGUGUAAAGGUGCAAAACCACUGUUGAAUGAGGAUAUCUUUCGAUUAAGUCCUCCCCAAACUGCCUUUGGUGGUGAAGAGGAGCGUGGCGCCACUGCUGAUGUGGUGGAAGCUUCUAGCCUUAACGCUUGUUAUACACAAUCGCGGCAAGAUGUACCCUCAACAACUCCCGCUCCGGCCUCUCCAUCUGUUUGCGCUAAAUGGGCCUGCAAGAUGUGCACCUACCUAAACUGGCCACGAAGUUUGCGAUGUGUACAAUGUUGCACCAAGCGUGGCACAGCUGUUGAUGUUAAUAUCGAACAAACUAUUUGUAACGCCGGUGAGGCGGCAGCAGUUUCAUUACCUGCUAGUGAAAAUCUGGACGCGAUUGAUGGUCCGCAAAGUUAUAUGGAAAAAAGAUCAAAAACCGUGGAUGUCGUCAACGAAACACCAGCAGCAAUAAUUACCACGAACUCAUCGGCAAAUUUGUCGAGUAACCUUAAAGAACAGUUAAAAUCAUUACGUAUCACUAAUGAUAUGGAAUUGAAUACUAGUAAUAACGCGGAAUCGAAUAAAAACGAAGCAAGCAGUCACACCGACCAAAACCUUAAAAAAGCUAGUAAUAGUUAUAUUCAAUCCGUGGGUGCCGCUUCAAAUMGACUUAGUCCAUUUGAACACUCGUCUAAUGCCAAUAUGAUUGUGGCGACAAAUACCACAACGGUUARUACAACACACUUAAAUAAUCUUGCAAAUUCGUCGCAGCAACAACAACAGCACAAUCAGUCGUCCACAUCUCUGCAGAACUGUUAUGUAGCCAAAUGGGCCUGUAAUACGUGUACUUAUGAAAAUUGGCCAAAAAGUCUUAAAUGUUCUAUGUGCGGGGAGCCACGUGAUGGAAAUGCAACCUGCAUAGCUUCCUUGGGUGACAACAACGCCAUCACAGCAACAUCCGGCUCGGGAUGCAACAAAUUCCUCAACAUAAAAGAUGAAAACCAUGACAUGACUGUGUCAACGAAUAAUUCAUUCAACAAAAAACAUAUUUACCAACUAGGUUCUUCUGAGACUAUAAACAACUGUGAUACGGUGCAAGAGCGUCAAGAACGGCGUACCCGACAAAUAAGACGACAAGUUGAUUGGCAGUGGUUAAAUGCUUGCCUCGGUGUUGUGGAAAACAAUUAUAGCGCUGUAGAGGCGUAUUUGUCUUGUGGCGGCAAUCCUGCACGUGCUUUAACGGCGACUGAAAUCGCUAUAUUGAAUCGUAACUCGGCGUUUGACGUCGGUCACACACUGAUUCAUUUGGCAAUACGUUUUCAUCGCGAAGAAAUGUUGCCCAUGUUGCUUGCACAGAUCUCAGGCUCCGGGCCUGGCAUUAAACGCGUACCUUCAUAUGUUGCACCGGACUUGGCSGCUGAUAUACGAAGGCAUUUUGCUAAUACGCUACGCAUGCGUAAAACUUCUUUUAAUUGCUUGUAUGUGCAAGAGCAUGCGACAUUCGCUUUGCCAGCYGAGAUAGAAGAGUUGCCAAUACAAAUUCAGGAGCAGUUGUAUGAUGAAUUGUUAGAUCGCGAUGCCCAAAAGCAACUUGAAAACCCUCCACCCGCACUCAAUUGGUCGCUGGAAAUUACAGCACGUUUGGGCUCACGGUUAUUAGUGUURUGGAAUCGUAGCGCUGGCGAUUGCCUAUUAGACUCGGCAAUGCAGGCAACUUGGGGUGUAUUUGACCGCGACAAUACGCUGCGUCGAGCCUUGGCAGAUACCUUGCAUCAAUGUGGUCCCAUCUUUUAUCCACGCUGGAAGGAGUAUGAAAAGUGGCAGGCAUCAAUGUUACACUUUACAUUGGAAGACGCCCAAUGGCAAGAAGACUGGAGUAAUUUGCUGUCGUUGGCCAGUCAACCGGGCUCAUCUUUGGAACAGUUACAUAUAUUUGCUUUAGCUCAUAUAUUGCGACGACCAAUCAUAGUUUACGGUGUAAAAUAUGUCAAAAGCUUUCGUGGUGAGGACAUCGGCUAUGCGAGAUUUGAAGGACUUUACUUGCCGUUAUUUUGGGAUCAAAAUUUCUGCAUAAAAUCACCCAUUGCACUCGGUUAUACGCGUGGACAUUUCAGUGCUUUAGUGCCGAUGGAGCCAUUUGCCCGCAUCGAUCCACGUAGAGAUGAACCAGAGGAUGUGCGUUAUCUGCCAUUAAUGGAUUGUGAAUCAAAACUUUUUCCAAUACACUUUCUAACUCAGGCUGAGAUGGGCCGCGAAGAGGCUAUAAUGCGACAAUGGUUGGAUGUGUGUGUUACAGAUGGCGGCUUACUAGUGGCACAACAGAAAAUUCGUAAACGUCCUCUGUUAGUAGCACAAAUGCUGGAAGAAUGGUUGAAUCACUAUCGAAGAAUCGCUCAAGUCAUAACAGCGCCUUUUGUGCGAAGACCUCAACAAACCGGCUACUCAAGUGAGGGUGAUUCCGACGAAGAAUAGGCACGAGCGCAAACUAGUUGCAGUUCUUGGAGACAACUUGCUCGACGGUGACAUUAAGCUAAUAAGCACGAUAUAAAGUGGUAGUGUAUACUUCAUAAAAGAAUCCCAAAACAUAAACUGAAUACAUAUAUACAAUUAUUAAAAUUGAGUAACUAAAAGUAUGAAUACCUAGAUAACUAA
Molecule: messenger RNA, 3149 nt
Organism: Bactrocera latifrons
Lineage: Eukaryota; Metazoa; Arthropoda; Insecta; Diptera; Tephritidae
Gene: trbd
Product: ubiquitin thioesterase trabid
Exons: 11
Coding region: 441-2969 (842 amino acids)
Biological process (GO): cell migration; protein deubiquitination involved in ubiquitin-dependent protein catabolic process; protein K33-linked deubiquitination
Cellular component (GO): nucleus; cytoplasm
Molecular function (GO): K63-linked polyubiquitin modification-dependent protein binding; cysteine-type deubiquitinase activity
Source: RefSeq, a predicted model, not a curated record